GCAUCAAGCGGGCGUGACGUCACGAGGCCGGGCGCUCCGGAAGCGGCCGGGAGGUGCUCGCCGGUAGCGGAGUCCUGUGUUCCCUGGACCGACGACAUCGUUUAUUGCAACCAAGCGCGCCAAUUGAAGCGCGUGUCCGCUCCUCGCUCAGUCGAACAAUGCUUGAGCCGUAUCGCGAUAUGUUUGCCAAAUAAUGUUUCCAUUUUUUAAAGAGAUCAAAUAGUUUUAUAAUAUUUUUCCUGGAAAGUGUCAAAAAUGCUGAUUUUUUGUUUAUUUACAUUUACCUUGUUUCGUUGUUGUGUUAUUGCCCAGGAUGUAAUUACAGUGGAAGCGGUGUUAGGGCAGAGCGCAGAGCUUCCAUGUAAUGUUACCGCCGAUAAAGAAGACGACACUCUUAACAUAUUGGCAUGGUAUAGGAACGGCUCUAGUACAGCUUUUUAUAGCAGUCGCGACCUUCGUGGGGGGUCCGGCAGCGUAAUGUCACCCAGCAACAGAUACCGAUUACUAGAUUCAGAAGAAGAAGGAUUGGACAGCUUAGAAAUUCUAACAGUGAGAUCGUCAGAUGCAGGUCUCUAUCACUGCAACGCUGAUUUCAAAAGCAGCCCCGCUCGUAAAACUUAUGUACAAUUGGCGGUUAUAGAACCGCCGCAAAGAUUAUGGGUAAUACAUGAGAACGGAACUCGAGUAGCAACAGCCAAUGCUGGCUCAAACACCAGCAGAAAUAUUGGGCCUUAUUACGUUGGAGACACUAUACACCUAUUUUGUGUUGCGUUUGGAGGAAAACCACAACCAUCAUUAUCCUGGUGGUCUGAGCAACGUUUGCUAAAGAACACAACCACUCCGCUAUCAGAGCAACGUGUCCGAGGCGACUUGAGGUUUGGCCCUUUGAGUCGAGAGCACCAUGGCCGUGUGUUUACUUGUUUCGCUAAAAAUAAUGACAGGACAUCUCCGCUUUGUAUAGACAUUUCAAUUGAGAUGUUUUUACCACCAGAGCUGGUGACCAUUCGAGUAGGAAGUGAGAAAAGCGACUCAGUGUUCAGUGGACGAGCUAACUCCGGGGAUGUAUUGACGUUACAGUGUCGUGUUCUCGGCGCCAGACCCUUACCAACCGUUAUUUGGAGGCUGGACGAUUCGCAGCUAUUGAAUCUCGAACAGAAUAUAACGAUGGAACCUUCACAACAGCUAAUGGUAAAUGAAAUACAAUUGAGUAUAACGGCUGAAUAUGACGAGUCCCGUAUCACUUGUUGUGUACCAGCUUACCGCAGAGACUCGGAGGAGUACGUGUGUGCUAUUGGUCAACAUUUAACCGUCCUAUAUCCACCGACGUUGCAUAUAGCAGUGGCUGAUACUUUGGAAAAUAAUACCUUAUCAGUCAUUAAAGGUUCUAACGUUUCCAUGAACUGUAGCUUUGAAGCUAAUCCGUCUGUUUUUCAAUUAAUUUGGUUUCAUGAGGAAUCCAUAUUAAGCCAUACCACAGACCAAACAAUGGUAUCUUUACACCCAAGUCUUGAGUUAACAGCGGUGUCUGAGUCUGAUGCCGGUGAAUACGUAUGCGCUGCUACCAACGAUGAAGGGUCUUCAUAUAGCGAGCCUAUUAUCAUUGAUGUCGUGUACCCGCCUUACUGCGAGGACGAAAGCGUGGUGGAGUAUGGCGUGGUAGCCGAAGACACUAUCAACAUAACUUGUAAGGUGAAGGCGAAUCCCGAACCUUCCUCCUACCGCUGGCUCCUCGUCAGCGAGAUGGAGGGCACCAAGCUGCACUCCAACCAGUCCUAUACUGUGGAAACAGAAGGCGAUACUCUGGUCUAUCAGAGACCGAACUGCACUACAACUUUAAUAUACUGCUGGGGAUUGAAUUCAGUGAAGAACAGCGAUUUGCCGCAAACGAAGUGUACAUUCAUGGUAACGGAUGAGACAAUCCCACAGCCGCCGAGCAAUUGCGUCGCUGUGAAGAAUGUACAAAGAGAUAUAACUGUCACAUGUGAGCCAGGACAUGAUGGAGGUCUGCCACAAAAAUUUAUGUUCACGGUGAAAUCAUUGGAUUCUGAAGAGCAAAUCCUUUCUAUUAUAAAUCAAGAGCCGACGUUUAUGAUUCAAGAACCUAAAGAAGACUAUAAAUUUGUACUCGUAGCUAUUAACGAUAAAGGUGAAAGCAAAGUCAUGGAAAUCUUAAAAGACGACAUUGUUGAUGAUAGUAUUGAUGCCAGCAACACGAUAAGCGCAGUGACGAACAUAACUACGCUCGCGCUGGCGCUGUGCGGCGGCGUAGCUCUGCUCGCGCUUGCCGCGUGCGGGCUGGUGCUGUGCGCGCACGAGCGCAGUGAGCGGGCUGACUUGCCACGUGACAGGCGAGACCCGCCUCUAUGCGCUUAUAACACUGAUGAAUCCAAUUGUGAAACCUACAAUGACAGCGAAGACGGGAGCGACUGUAACUUAAGACGUACAGAGUCCUUUCGAAGAGCCAUGGGCAAAUACACACCAAAGAACUAUGACGUGAGAAGGACCAGUUCGUUCCACUCAGCGAGAUAUCUGCACGAUAUUGCAGAUCAUGAACCAAAACGCGUUGAUUCCAGACAUACUGGUUGUAGAGUCCAUUCGCUACAAAAUAUUAGCAGGAAAAAGGAGAUGGAUGUUCUCUGUGACCAUCUCGUUAUGCAUCUUCCACCCGAAACAAACUAUAAUGUGCCUAAACCGAUGAACACAUUCUACACAAUGCCGCGGAAAACGAGAAACAGAUUACAAAAGGAGAUAAGCGACGAAACGUCUGAAAUAACGCAAGCUUCAGAUGGUUUCUCACUACCACCGCCACCAGACGAGUUUGGAACUUAUCGAGCUGCUUCCAGAAUUAAGGACAUACCAAUAAAAUCUACCCCCACUUAUACAACGAUCAUUCGACAAAAUUCUGGAAAGAACUUAAAUAAAUAUGCUAAUACCAUAUCGCCUAUAAAUACUGUAGGAUUGCCUAGUAUUAGUGGACACCAAUCUAGCCUUUAUACUUACCCGGACGAUGAUCAUCAGGUAACCAAAAAUCCUUUUGAUGAUGAACACUAAUUGAUGAUAUGUUAUUUAAUAAUCUUGAUUUUUUUGUUCGCAUCGGCUUACCAGAUGGAUUUGUAUGUCGGUAACAAUACAUAUAUUUAAACAAAUCUUAACGCCAAAUUGUAUUAUAAUUAGUGUAGGAGUGUUAGUCAGUAUAAUAGUUUAAUGAAAGGAAAAUAAUAAUGAAAGAUAAAAAUAUAUAAAUUAGAUAAUGUUCGAAGCGUUAUUGAUCCUAGUCGUGUUAUAAUACUGAAUGUUUUUUAAUGACACUUAUUUUUAUGUAAUCAGAAAAUAUACAUAAUAUAAAUAAAUAUAAUUUAAUAUAAAUAAAUAU
Messenger RNA from Colias croceus (clouded yellow), 3373 nucleotides. RefSeq names its product hemicentin-1-like. NCBI's taxonomy places the organism in Eukaryota, Metazoa, Arthropoda, Insecta, Lepidoptera, Pieridae. The record is from RefSeq and is a predicted model, not a curated record. Gene Ontology annotation, molecular function: protein binding. The transcript has 15 exons. Bases 256 to 3051 code for a protein of 931 amino acids.